AUGAAGUUGCCUGCUGAGAAGCGUAAAAAAGGCGAGACGCGCCAGUCAGAAAGCGGUCGCGGCAGUUUGGCAAGCCCAGUUCGCGCAGAGUUCGCCGUCGCUGCAGCGAAACAAGGACACAGGCGCCUCCUUCGCUGCGUAGCCGACGCGAAUUCCCGUCUGCGCCCGCGCGAAGACGAAGGGGGAGAGCGAGGAGGACGCCGCGACAGGCGGAGAGCCGAGAAGAGGCGUCAAAUAAAACUGCUGCUGCGGAGGAAACGAAGCCGCAGGCCAGCGUCGCCAGCGAAGAAGCAGACGGCGAAGCGGGUGCGGGGUGUCACGCCGCAAACAGAAGAGUGGAUCGGCGAGGGCUUCGCCGGAGAAGGCGGACAGACAGGAGGUAGGGACGAGUCAGAAGCGCGAGGUUGUGCGCUGGCACGCGGGCAGACGAGGAGACAGUCGCCGGCUGGAAAAGCCGCGAGGACGAUGCACGAGGGCAACGCAGGCUGGAAGCAGGAGCGGAACGGAGGCGCAAAAAAACAAAGGGGCAUUCGAGCCGGUGAGCGCGAAAUUCGAAACGUGAAAGGCAGAUGCGACGACGCGGAGAGACUCAGCGGCGCAGCGACGGAAAAAGAGUUGAGAAACGCGGACGCACAGAGGCCCCGACAGGCAGGAGGAACUCGCUCCUUCCUCGUUUCUUUGAUUUCUUUGGACUUCUCCUCUUCUAAAAUGGCAGAGAACAACGCAAAUGCCGCCCAGAAGUUUCAGCGCAGCAUCGAGGAGCUUACUGCGCAAAACCCGCAUACAGAUGAUCCCCGAUGCAUGCAAAUCAACCAGAUGAACAACUGCAGCAUGCGCUACGCCAUGUUUGCGCGCUGCUGCAAAGAGUUGGGUGACGACAACACUCGCUGCAAGUACCAGUUCUACCGCGCCCAGGUCGCGUGCCCCAUCGAGCAGAUCGAAAUCUGGGAGGACCAUCGCCAGAAAGGCUCCUGCCACUUCGACCUUCUGCCCGAGUUCUCCACGCGGCACAUGUGGCAGUAG
Messenger RNA from Besnoitia besnoiti, 1023 nucleotides. RefSeq lists its product as uncharacterized. The transcript has 5 exons. The record is from RefSeq and is a predicted model, not a curated record. Lineage: Eukaryota; Apicomplexa; Conoidasida; Eucoccidiorida; Sarcocystidae. Gene Ontology annotation, cellular component: mitochondrion; respiratory chain complex IV. The coding region runs from base 1 to 1023 and encodes 340 amino acids.